Mycena citricolor is the source of this 1457-nucleotide messenger RNA. NCBI's taxonomy places the organism in Eukaryota, Fungi, Basidiomycota, Agaricomycetes, Agaricales, Mycenaceae. The record is from the annotation of a GenBank genome assembly.
UUUUGCUGCGCCGUCUGAUGAAUUCUUUUCUUAAUGUUAACUGCAACUCAACUCAGGCCCUGCACUGAAACUGGGACUAGAGAUUGGCUGAAAUUCAUAUUCUACAGGUAUGACUGUCCGUGAACGGAGAAAUGAGUAUUGAGGCUCUCGUUAUGCAUAACGCCUAUCACCUUCUUGACUUAUGCCACCGCAUUAAACUUCAAGUUUCGAGCAUUCCGAGUCAGAGCACAUGCAUGAGAUCUCUUAUUCGCAGCGUCGGAGUCAUUUCAACUCUUUCUACUAAACAUAUACUUGCGCGGAGAAUGGCUUCGACGGCAGUAUCUGCCUCGACGACCAAGCCCGCUAAUACCCCCAAAUCGAAAAAGAGCGAUAAAGAUAAUGCGGGUGCUAAAGCUCCACUGGAUAUGGAAGUGACCUUCCUCGGAACUGCCUCUGCGCAACCAUCCUCGACUCGCGUCCAUUCGUCCCUCGCGUUCCGCCUCUCGGCUGAUGUCUGGUUAUUUGACUGCGGAGAGGGAACACAGUCGAGGCUACAAAAAAGUGCAGUCAAGAUGGGGAAGAUCGAGAAAAUAUUUCUGACGCAUCUACACGGUGCGCAUUACUCGUCACUAUCACUCAAACCGACUGAUUGCCUUCUCGGUGGACACGGAGGGACGGACGGAGCAGAGGACGUUCGAUCGCAUAUCGACGUGAACAAUCCCAUCGUUGAAUUUACGGGCCAUUGGGGACACGCGGAUCCUCCAAACGGGGACCAUUGCGCUCUUCCGCGACACCGUGCCGAAUCACCAUUUGGCCGCAACAUCCCUCAAAUUGACGGGGUGUGGUCCAACAUUCUCGAAAACGGCUCCGUGUCCGUAUCAGCCGCCCCUAUCUACCACUCUGUUCCAUGCAUCGGAUACGUGAUCACAGAAAAGUCUCUUCCGGGCAAGAUGGACCCGAAAAAGUACAUUCCAGAGCUCAAGAGGACGAACACCCCCAUCGCCGUGAUGAGCCAACUGCAGCAGGGGAACAGUGUCGAGCUGACUGAUGGAACCAUCUUGCACGGCCCGCCACGAAAACCGGGUCGCAAAGUAGUCAUCCUCGGGGACACGAACAAUCCCUCCCCAAUCGCGUCGAUGGCCAUGGACGCGGACCUGCUCAUUCAUGAAGCGACCAACGCACAUCUGCCCGGGAUCGAAUCAGAGGCCAAGGAGUCGGACACCUUCCAGAGCGUCGAGAAGAGAACACGCUCCAGGGGCCAUUCAACACCUCAGAUGGCGGGCGCCUUCGCCAAACGCAUCCGAGCCAAACGUCUCAUCCUCAAUCAUUUUUCAGCCCGUUACCGAGGGGACGACGACGUCGACGAGUCGGCCAAGCAAGUCAUGACUGCCAUCGGUAAUUUGGCAGCGGAGGAGUAUGGGCAGGAAGUAACCUGCGCUCGGGAUUUGAUGGCAGUAACUCUUCCGCCGCCACCAUGA